GCUCGGUCCCGGUGCUCCGCCUGCCGGCUCCGUCAGGGCCGCCAUGCCGGGCGGCGCGCGGGGCCUCUACCGGCGGAUCCUGCUGCUGCAUCGGGCGCUGCCGCCCGCCCUGCGGGAGCUGGGCGACCGCUACGUCAAGGAGGAGUUCAGGAAGCACAAGGCCGCGGGGCCCGCCGAGGCACAGCGCUUCCUGCGGGAAUGGGAGAACUAUGCAGAGCUGAUAUGGCAACAAAUUAAUGAGGACAAACAGAGCUCUAGAAAAAAGACUGUCUUUGGAAUCCAACUCACAGAAGAAAAGCUUAAUGACUUCCGUGAUGAACAGAUUGGGCAGCUGAAGGAGCUGAUGGAUGAGGCUACCAAACCUAAGCAAAAAACCACCAUUUCUGAAGACUCAGAACACAAAAGCUGAAAGAUUCUGAAGAUUUGUUUUAAUGCAUUCGGAAGCGUUUUGAAACUUCCUUUUCCAGCUGGGCUAGAAUGUAAUUUCUGUGGAAUGAUGGCUGCUGCUGAUGCCAUAACCUUUCUGAAGGUGGUACCUCUCACUCCUUAUGCAAUCAUGACCGGUAAAAUGGAAUCAUCGUGACAAUUUUAUGUUAAUUGCAAUGUUUUUGUUUUCCUGAUGGAAGGUGGAGACUUGAAGAAUUUGGUAACGUUAAUUUGGUGUUUUAAAAAUAGAAGGUUUUAAUUUUAAUCUAAGGACUCACAGAGCAAAACUUCUGUCCAUUUUCACAUCAUCCUCUGCUGUGAUGGAGAAGGUACAUUUACGUUUGUUUUUACUGAUGUGGGUUCAAUAGACAAAGAACAAAAGUAUGGUGCCAAAGUGCACUCAUUUCAACGGAAAGAAAUGGGCAGUAUUAGAAACUUACUGUUGUUAAUUCUUCUUCAGUUUCAUUGUGAAAUGUGCUUUAAAAUAAAAGAUGCAAUUCAUCACUAAAUUGAUUUUGAAGAAAUAAUUGGUGUAUGAAGGAAAUUCUUUAUUUGCUUCACAGUUGUGAUUCACAUAUAAACUUUUAAAAAAACUAUUCAUUAUUUUGUUCUGUAAUAGUUAGAGUUCAAGUAAUCUUUAAAAGCUUUGUGUCCCAUACAACUCAUUAUAUGUAGGGCAGAAUUUAUGAGCACCUCAAUUAUUGAAGUUAUCCAUUUCAUAAUGCAGUGUAACAAACAUCAGUGAUUUUUGGUAGUUGGUCAGCCUUCAUCAGGACCAUACAUGCCUAUUGUAAUACUCUGUUGCAACUGAAAAAAAAACAAUCCUACUUUAUCUGCUAAGAAAGUAACACCUCUCUUACUGUGAAAAAGACAGCUUUCAUUUCAUAUUCCAAACUGAGUUUUAUAUUAUUAGUUUUGUUCUAUUUCUGGCCCUUUUGCUGUCUAUUACUCGUGGAGUGUUCGAGACAACAUAAUUUCUUUCCACUUUGGGAAUAACAGCUCUGACAAGUAAGCACAUUUCCAUGUGGCUGAAGUUGUAACAAUAUGCCGUUUGCCAGAGCUACAUGCUUGGUUCUUAUCAGGGCAAAUCUGGGGGGCAGACUGCUUAUCCCUCCCAUACCUGUCUUCCCAUUUCUGAAGCCUUUGCUGGGUUUUUAGGUUGCAGGUUGCUCAUUUCUAUUGAAAGGUCAACUUCAAGACUCCAGUGUAAGGUUCAUCUUCCUCUGGCAGCUCUGCUGUUUGUGCUAUAGGAGCAUCCUUUAGCAUCAAGGGAUGGUUGCAGAGUACCUAAUCCUAACCAAGAUUAGAGGACAGAGAUGAUAUCCAGGCUGCAGGGCUGGGGUUUCCAAAUGUUGGGUCUUGACACUUCAAGGACAUGGUUUGAGAGAAUGGCAGCUCCCUUCUGACCUACUGCUUUCCUUGGCCUCACCUCAGUAACAAUGUGGGAAGCAGAUGCGAUGUGUGCAGAAAGCCUGAAAACUCUCACCUAUGCUGUUCACACGUAACUAAAGCUUUUUAUACUUCAAAGGCUAUAAAGAUCUAAUCCAACUCCAGAAUUUAAGGCAGAAGAAUAUAUUGUGUUGCACUUACCUUCAGAUUUACAGUAACCAGCACUUUCCUCACUGGAAAUGAACUCAAUUCAAAAACUCAAUUCAGGUGUUUUGCAGCAGUUUGGUCCCGCUCCUUGACUAUAAAUACACUUGACUAAUUUCAGCAUCCACAUUGUUUCAAAUUUCUUUGUAAUACUAUGAUGUGGCACCACGAUUAACAUAUUUUAGGCAAUUUGUGAGUUUAAUUAAUCUAGUUAGGAAAUACAAUACUAGAAACUAAUACUUCUGUAUCUGCUCGUAUGUGUGUAGAUCACACACAUUUCUGGAGGCCAAAUGAAUUCAUAAUGAAAAAUUGCUCUUUGGUAUGAAAAAUUCAAGCUUGAAAUGAGUCCUGAGUGAGUUGGAGAUUAAGUAAACAUCUGCACACUCACCAUUUGCUAUUAACUUUUUUCUUUCAUUCCCAGUGUUCUGUACUGCAUUUGUGUUCUUUCUGUUUAAAUCAACCCUGAGAAAAGCCAAAAUUCCACAUGAAGGAACAAAGUGUCUUUAAAGGUGGCUGACUCCAACACAGACAGUGCAAGCAGUAAGACAUACUGUGAUCCUGGCAGCAAGUGGACGUAUGCAUUUAUUAAUGGCCAUUAGUUGAAGAAGGCAGGGAGUGACAGGCACUUUUAUUUUGAAGGCAUGAUAUACUUUUUAUGGGGAAUUUUGCACAGUAUUAGAUGGAUAAUUAACAAAGGAAAGCAUCCAUCAAAAUUACUUCAGAACUGCAAGCAGUUGCUGAUUUGAAGUGGCAAAAUACUUGCUUAGGGAAAAGAUACUAAUUACCUUAUGAAAAAUAUAAUGAAUUAUAAUUAAAAAAAAAUCCACAAUGAAAGAUAAUUACAACUACAUCAGAAAUUAGAACGAAGUUUUAAACUGUGCUUUUAUGUUUUGUAUAAAACAUUUGCUCUUAUGCAGAUAAUGAUUGAAAAGCCACUACUACCCGUUCAAGAACUCAUUCAUUCCGUUCAGCUCAUCCAUUAAGGAUGACCCUUUGUGUUUUGGGUGAUCCUUCAUUCGUUGGCCGUCGAGAGCUAAAAGUGAGUGACAAAGUUCAUUGGCUGACUUGGCAGGACCUUGUCUAUGCUGACUCCUUGACUGAUUGCUUUGCAUCCAGAAGGGUGCAGAAAUGAGCGGAAGGUUGUGGUGGCUCAGCAAGACACGUGGGCUGAGGUUGUAUCAGCAAGCAAACGGCUUUGAGAAAUACGUCUGAAAAUUAUCACACUUUGGGUAUGCAAAACACAGCUAUAGAUCUCAACAAGAACAACAAAAUAGUCAUUCCUCCAGUGUUUUAUUACUUGUGUUGCGAGUUUGUCUUCUUUUUUUUUUUUUUUUCUUUUAACUGACUGUCUAACAGAAGCUAUUAAUUUUCUUUCUUUCUUAAAAAUAAAUAGCGUAAUGAUAACAGAAUUUAUGAAGGAGUUACAUUUCUCAGCUAUUUUGAGUUGCUUUAAUCUUUUUGAGUUACUAGUGGGCUUUCUAGUUUUUUCUUGGGUCUGUAUUUAUGAGCAGCUGGUUAUUCACUGAUGAUUCAGUAGCCAGAACUGGCUCUCAAAUAGCAGCGUUGAACAGUCAGUAUAGGAGCGAUGUUAGGCCUUCCCUGGCUAUAGUAAUGUACCUUAUUCACAGAAGCACAGAGUCACAAGGGUUUGAAGGGACCUUAAGAGAACAUCAAAUCCAACCCCCUGCUAAAGAAGGUACUCUAUGCAGUUCACACAGGAGAGUGUUCAGGCAGGUCUUGGAUAUCUCCAUAGAAGGAGACUUCAUGUUCUCUCCAGUGCUCUGUCACUCUUACCAUAAAGAAGUUCUUCCAUGUUAGCACUGAACUUCCUAUGUUUAAGUUUCAGGCCAUUACUCCUUGUCCCAUUAUUGUGUAUUCUGUAGACAAAGCAAUAGUGGAAGAUCUCACAGGCAUUAUGUAUCUUGGGGACUACAGUUCUAAUGGCUGUAGACAUCCCGGGGUCAUCCAUUUCAGCGUAUAUUUGAUGCAUGCUUUGCUGUCUGCUUCUUUCAGAGAAAGAGCUGUGAUUGCCAUGGAGAAAGAUGUAUUUUAUGGAUUGCUAUGAAUGAUGUGUUGCAAAGAUCAAGCUUCUCUGAGGCUGUGGCUGCCUUGACAUGCAGUUAUGUCUCAGGUAAAUACCUGAACAAUUACAGCUUCUCAUUGAGCUGUAACAGUUUUGACAAAUUACAGAUUAUUACAGAAUAGAGAGAAGACAUUACCUAAUUUAAAAGCACAGAAGAACUCAGUUCUGUUAAAAAAAAAGUAGUUCAGUGAUAUGUAUAUAAACAGAAAGGCUCUUUUUCACUGAUUGUAUGCUUGUAAAAGAAGGCCAUUUUCAGUUCCCGGACAGGUAAAGGGCUUUACGUUUAUAUAAUCAACAUUCCAUUUACAUUCACCUGAAGAUGUAAUCUAAGUACCAGAAAUGCUUUCAAAGACGCAGCCUCUCAGGGGAACAUAACCCUUCUCAUACAAUUGAAAGUAUCAUCAAAGCUGUUGAUUCACAGUGCUUUCAAACAACCCAUUAAGAUAAUACAGUAAUUUCAUACAUCACCGUUUUGCCCAGAUGAUUUGUGUUUACAGCUACCAGAAGUUGAAUUUGUUUUUCAGCUCAUGUAUUCCACAUGGAUGGUGUUGGAAGUGAGAAUGAUGAUACCUGAGAAUGAUUUACUCACAUUCACGGAGGCUACGUACCUUCUGCUUUAAAACCAUAGCCUUAGUAGGAGUGUUUGCUGCGGUAUCGAUGGCCACAGCUUUGCUCUGGAUGCAGCCUUGACAGGGCUGAGUCUGUCCAGCUAUUCCGGUGUUCUGUGUCUGCUGUAUUUGUAUCAUCUCCACACUCCUCACCUCCCACCCCUCACCCCACAAAACAAAA
Molecule: messenger RNA, 4891 nt
Organism: Coturnix japonica (Japanese quail)
Lineage: Eukaryota; Metazoa; Chordata; Aves; Galliformes; Phasianidae
Gene: SDHAF3
Product: succinate dehydrogenase complex assembly factor 3
Biological process (GO): succinate metabolic process; mitochondrial respiratory chain complex II assembly
Cellular component (GO): mitochondrion; mitochondrial intermembrane space
Source: RefSeq, a predicted model, not a curated record